GUCUGAGACUUCGACGAGACCAGUCACUCUUUGUUCUAUUCACGUUCUUUACCACGUUCCUUUGAGGACACCACAUUCAUUACCAACACAACAAAGCAAACCAGAUCACCAAAUUUAGCCACUCACAUCAAAAACCCUCGUCGAAUCCACUCAACUUAACACCAAAAAAACAACUUCAAAAUGCACGCCUACGCUACUCUCGGUAUGCUUGCCCUCGCGGGCUCUGCCAUGGCUGCCCCCAAGCCUCACUUCGGUGGCCACGGAGGCAACCCACACAUCGUCUGGGAGACGGCUGUUGUCACCGUCAUCGUUGGCCCUGACGGUCAGCCCAUCGACGCAGCUGCCCCCACGCCCGCCCCGGAGCCCUCGCAGGGAUACGUACCCGCUCCCGCUGAGCCCACCACCGUCGUGGUCGAGUCUCCUCCCCAGUCCUACCAGGUUCCCGAGCAACCAUCUCCUACCCCAUCUCCCGAGCCCUACACUCCUGCUCCCUCUCCUUCUCCUACUCCGGAGCCCAGCAACCCCCCGUCUUCCGGCGGUGGUUACAUCGACAUUGCCAACCAGUGGCGCGCCAAGUUGGGUCUCCCCGCCUACGAGCAGGACGAGACUCUCCAGAACAACGCCUUGAAGACCUGCAACGAUGGCAACGGUGAGAUGGUCCACGAGCUCAACCCCGGAACUUUCGGUCAGACCCUCGCCCCCGGACAGCCCGACGAGUUCGAGCACGUCUUCGUUGGUGCCUGGCUCUGCGAGAGGCCCGACCUUCCCGGCCUCAACGGCAUCUGCGACACCAUGUCGCAGGGCUGGGCCUACGGCGGUCAGACCGGCCACGCCGACAUCAUCACUGGCGACUACAAGAAGAUCGGAUGCGCCAACGCCAAGGGCAUCUGGGGCUGCGACUACGCCUAAGCGCGUCGUCUCGAUUCUCUCUAGGUACAGCAGAAAGAUCGGUCGGGUUACCGCUGGAAGUCAAAAGCUGGGUGUGGGCGGGCGUCGAUGCGCCAAUUCUUGUUCUUGUCAGUACGUUGAUUGUACGAUUCUUGAUUUUAGACGGCUAGUCGCUGCAAUUGAUGCGUUUAUCUCAUGGCUGAA
Messenger RNA from Paraphaeosphaeria sporulosa, 1092 nucleotides. RefSeq lists its product as uncharacterized. The coding region runs from base 181 to 909 and encodes 242 amino acids. The record is from RefSeq and is a predicted model, not a curated record. NCBI's taxonomy places the organism in Eukaryota, Fungi, Ascomycota, Dothideomycetes, Pleosporales, Didymosphaeriaceae. The transcript has a single exon.